Cladophialophora yegresii CBS 114405 is the source of this 2694-nucleotide messenger RNA. RefSeq lists its product as uncharacterized. Gene Ontology annotation, molecular function: dolichol kinase activity. NCBI's taxonomy places the organism in Eukaryota, Fungi, Ascomycota, Eurotiomycetes, Chaetothyriales, Herpotrichiellaceae. The transcript has a single exon. Gene Ontology annotation, cellular component: endoplasmic reticulum membrane. Gene Ontology annotation, biological process: dolichyl monophosphate biosynthetic process. The coding region runs from base 1 to 2694 and encodes 897 amino acids. The record is from RefSeq and is a predicted model, not a curated record.
AUGACUUUCUUGAAGCCGACUAGAACUGACAGCGGCCGAUCUAGCUCUCAAGAAAUUCACGAUCAACAUAAUCUGACAUUAUCACGCACACCUCGACCAUACCAUUUGAGGGGUGACAGUCUUACGACGUCCCAGUCAUGGUCAAGCGCCGGUGGCUCGACUUCAGUCGCCCAUGGAUUCGUUCCAUCACCCCGUCCGAGCCGGUCGGAGUCCAGUGACAGCGGCACGGAGGCGGAUGAUGAGAAGGGUCCUUUCCUGAAGGGCCUUCCGGCACCCGCACUACGCUUGCAUAAGGGCCUCCGAGGAAGCACACCAGCGAAUCUCACACCAGCUGGAAGCCCGCCGUCUACACCUCCGGCCUUCGUGGACGGGGAAGAACCUCGAUUCUUUGAGCCACCAGAGAAAAAUGAGAAGAGAUCGCAGGCAACGAGAAGCCAGGUGAGGGACUAUGAAACAUACAAGGACCGGAAAGGACGUGAGAUUGUCCGAAGAUGUACAGAGACCAUCUUACUCUGUGGCAUCAGCGCCAUUGUGUGGAAUAACAGGAAAGGCUCGACAGGUCUCAAGGACUGGCUGAAUGAGAUCGCGGCUUUUCUUGUUAUUCCCCUUCUCGUAUACCUGCUGUACCCUCUUCGACUCACCUGUCGUGCGCUGGCAUCAGGCAAGACCUUAAUCCAGGCACUACGACUGGCAUUACAUAUCCCCUCACGGUUUGACCCAGGGCCUCUUCUGUACCCUGUAUCGCUACCAUCGAUGGUUGCCAUAUCACUGUUCCACCACAACAGUUCGUUUCUCCCCGCCGCCAUUGUUUGUGGCCUUUCCUCCAUGCCGCGAUUAGUCACAACGACACCACAAUUCCCUGCGAUCGGGGACUAUCUGCUCUGGCUAAUUUCAGUUUUACCCCUCCACACCUCGUAUCACCGAAUAUUUACUGCCUCGGUCUCGAAGCCACUUUCGUUAAAGAUCGGUCCGUCUCUGACGCAAGAAGACCUGGUUCUGCUAUUUCCACUGCACCACGUAUUGAUGUCGAUGCUUGGCUAUCUCACCACAUCCAGCCUCGAGACCUCAGAGUUACAGCUACUUUCGUCAGCGUUGGUUACCCUCUAUCUCUUUGCGGGGACACCGCAAGCUGAAAUCCUGAAGGGAAUGAUAUGGCUCGGCGGCUUGUGCAUAUUCAUCACAUGCAAGAAUGUGCUAAUGUGGGAAGUUGCACUGGCACGGGUGCCAACCUGGAGGCUUCUGAAGAUAAGACGGAACCGAGGCUUUAUAUCACAAAUUGAUCAAGCUAUAUGUACCUUUCUUGUCAGAGGGACGUUCCGUCAGGUCGACGGUGAAGAGUCCGAAUCUGACGACGAUGUUCAGCCUAUGAAGAGUAUCCGGAGAUUGCGUCCUCGGCUGAAGCUGCAACUCAACGGAAGAGCUUUUUCUGCCAUGGACCCGGGUGAAGAGGCGAAAUCAGCGCUUGAAGCGCCAGUGACCCAGGCUACUUCACUGGAUACAGCGACAAUAGCAGCGCCCUUUCGCAGGAAUUCUUUCGCAGCUUUCGACCAUGGCAGCCGCAAACAGGACCCCGUCACUUCGAAGAAGGCGAAGCCAGUCGCCAGUGGGUCCUCCGCGCCGUUCCUGGCAUUUACUCUGGAACAAGUUCGAGUUCGGAAGUAUGCGUAUGCGGCAGUUGCUUACUUCUCUGUUGCUGCCAUAAUCCUGGGCCCGGUUCGGCUCUAUGUGGCUGCGCGAGCAUUGUCUAACCAUGAGCCGAUCGGGUGGGCACUCGGCUAUUUGCUUGGGAAUCUCCCCGCGUUCCGGUUCUGGGUAGUCAGCAACAACUUAGAGCGCUGGAUCAGCCUUCCAGCUCGGCAGAGGGAGCCCGCUAUCGAGGACGGACUCAUUGAGCACCUCCGACAAAACGUGCUCGGACCUGCUACCACACGCCUCGCCAUAUGCGCAUACUGCCUCGUUGUUCUGGGAACUGGUAUCGCGGCUGUCGUGCGACUCACAUCUGUGGUUGAGGUUGACACCAGACGCAAGGUCUUUCAUGGCAUCAUGGUGGCCAUGCUGCUUCCCACAAUAUAUGUGGAUCCGUGUUUUAUUGCGUUGGCUCUUAGCCUGAUCCUGGCGAUAUUCUUGCUGCUCGACCUUUUCCGGGCGUCACAGCUUCCGCCGAUCUCGAAACCGUUGACUGUGUUUUUGGCGCCAUACGUGGAUGGGCGAGAUCACCGAGGUCCAGUCAUUGUGUCACACAUCUUCUUGUUGAUUGGGUGUGCCAUCCCUUUGUGGCUUUCGCUUGCUGCUGCGCCCCGCGGUGGUGAUGCGCCAUGGACUGGCUGGGACACUUCAGUGCGAGACUUGAGCAUGGUCAGUGGCGUUGUUUGUGUGGGCAUGGGCGAUGCGGCGGCAAGCCUGAUCGGCCGGCGUUAUGGGAAGACAAAAUGGUACUGGGUGGGUGGGAAAAGCUUGGAAGGAAGCCUCGCCUUUGCCCUUGCGGUCACGUGCGGCCUACUAGCGAGCUGGGCUUGGCUUAGGCUCGGGGGAUGGGCGUCGUGGCAUGAUGGGAAGACGUUCGGGUCACUUCUGGGGAAAUGCCUAGUUGCAGGGACCGGGGCAAGUCUAUUAGAGAGUACCUUGACUGCGGCAAACGACAACGUGGUUGUUCCAGUGGGACUGUGGUUGUUAGUAAGCGGGUUGGAUAUCUAA